Neoarius graeffei (lesser salmon catfish) is the source of this 2573-nucleotide messenger RNA. RefSeq names its product DEAD (Asp-Glu-Ala-Asp) box polypeptide 31 (gene ddx31). Gene Ontology annotation, biological process: ribosome biogenesis. Gene Ontology annotation, cellular component: nucleus. The record is from RefSeq and is a predicted model, not a curated record. Gene Ontology annotation, molecular function: RNA helicase activity; nucleic acid binding; ATP binding. The transcript has 21 exons. The coding region runs from base 120 to 2270 and encodes 716 amino acids. Lineage: Eukaryota; Metazoa; Chordata; Actinopteri; Siluriformes; Ariidae.
UCGCACAACACAACACAACACGAGGACAAGGCGCAUGCGGAUUUUAAACUUGACUGUAAGUGAUAUUUUGCUGAAAACUGUCCAGCAGGUCAUCUGAGUACUGGUGUGUGGUGUCCAUCAUGGCUGAUGAUCUGCUGAUGAUCAACAUCUUCAACCAGCAACCUACUGACUCUCACUUCUCUGAGAAGAAGCACAAGUCUCCAUCAGAGCACAAAUGGACAGCAAAAAAUUCAGCCGAUGGAAAAAGGAAGGCCUCAUUUGGAGAAGACUAUGGCUCUGCCAAGCAAAGAAAGCUCGACCCAACAAAUGAGUACCAGGCAGUGUCGAAGUUCCCAUCAAAACCCAAAAGGCCUCCAAAGAAAGGACUGGAGGAACACAAGGGACAUGACAAACCUUUUAUUAAGACGUCGUCUCUUUUCCGAAACAACCCCGAGAUCCCAGAUGUGCUCAGGCCUGCUGUGACUCAGGUGAAGGAGAAGAUCUUUACGAGUAACUCCUUUCAAGAACUAGACCUGCAUCCUCACUUAGUGGCGACACUGAACAAAGUGUUAAACAUAAGCAGUAUGACCAGCGUACAGAAGCAGACCAUUCCGGAGCUUAUAUCAGGAAAAGAUGCUGUUGUUCGAUCUCAGACUGGAUCCGGGAAAACGCUGGCGUAUGGAAUCCCUCUGGUCCAAUCACUGCAGGCGGUGCAGCCAAAAAUCAAGAGAUCAGAUGGCCCACUGGCAGUUGUGAUUGUGCCUACGAGAGAGUUGGCACAGCAGAGCUUUCAAAUCUUCCAGAAGCUUCUAAAGCCGUUCACCUGGAUCGUACCUGGUGUCCUGAUGGGAGGAGAAAAGAGGAAAGCAGAAAAAGCCAGACUGAGGAAAGGCAUAAAUGUUUUGAUCUCCACUCCAGGACGGCUGGUAGACCACAUCAAGAACACUCUGAGUAUUGCUUUUAGUGCUGUACGCUGGCUUGUUCUGGAUGAAGCAGACAGGACUCUGGAUCUGGGCUUUGAGAAGGACCUGACUGUAAUCCUGAACACUCUGAAUGCUGCCGGCUCCACUCGACAGACGGUGCUGCUCUCCGCCACACUCACUGAGGGGCUCUCCCGGUUAACCAGCAUUAGCAUGAACGACCCCGUGUACAUCCAUGUCUCGGAAGUCACUGAUGAAAAAAGCGUGGACACACCCAAACCCUCGCUCUCAUCCCAGACUCCGCCUUCUCAGCAGACUGACAGCUACGCCGUGCCCAACAGGCUGCAGCAGUAUAUGGUCGUGGUGCCGAGCAAACUGCGCCUGGUCUGCCUUGCAGCAUUUAUCCUGGCCAGGUGUAAGUUUGAACGGGAUCAGAAGCUCAUCAUCUUCGUAUCCAGCUGUGAGGCAGUGGAGUUCCUUGUCACGCUCCUCUCCACUGUCCUGUGCGGUAAAUCCAGCACUACAAACAAGCACCAGCUGUCGAUCAACUUCCUCCGACUCCAUGGCAACAUGGAACAAGAGGAGCGGACCGAGGUGUUUCAGGAGUUCUCCCAGAGUAAGACUGGUGUCCUGCUGUGUACGGAUGUGGCAGCACGUGGGUUGGAUCUUCCUCAAGUCACAUGGAUCGUACAGUUUAACCCUCCCACUUCUGCAGCGGAGUACGUGCAUCGUGUCGGCCGUACGGCUCGCAUCGGGGCUCAGGGCAACGGACUUCUCUUUCUCACCCCCUCAGAGACCACCUACAUGGAUGUCUUGGCCAAUCACAAUAUCAGUCUCAGUGAGAUGAAAAUGGAAGACAUCUUGUCAACUCUGAUGAAGGACGAGCGCUUCAGAGGCAGGGGACAUUGGGACAAAAAGAAAUCAGCCGGUGCCCGUGAGCAAGACAUGCGCGAGAGAGCGACGGUUUUACAGACAGAGUUUGAGAAUUAUGUCCAUGGCAGUGUGGAGUCGGUGCAGGCAGCGAAGAAAGCCCUGCAGUCGUUCGUGAGGGCGUAUACGGCGUACCCCUCUGCUCUGAAACACAUCUUCCACAUCCGUCACCUCCACCUGGGCCACGCUGCCAAGAGCUUCGGCCUGCGAGACGCACCACAGGGCCUGUCGUCCGCCAUCAGCGACUCCACGGAUAACGGGAAGGGCAAGAAAAAAGUGAAAGGGAAGGAUAAAAAGAGGCCCACUGUGAAGCUCACAGCGAGACAGCGAGUGGCCAGCCUGAUCCGCUCCGAGUACAUCAGCGGGAUAGACGGAGAGUCCAAAUCCAAAAAGAAGAGGAAGAAGAAAGCAAACACAGAAGAUGAGCUGACAGAAGGGUGAAAGAGCGAGUGAUGCAAAGGGGCUGAAAAGUCAUGGACUCCUGGACGGAGGUUCGGAGUUCCAGGUGUUCAAACCCACUGCGGGACAUUUUUACCAGUGACAUGACACGGCAAAGCACCAUGAAACUCGUCAUCCUCAUCAGCUUCAUCACCAAGCGCCUGAAGAGGAGCUUCGCUUCACUUCACUGUGUAGAAGAUUUGUUGAUGUAUUUAUAAAUGUGUAAUGCUUUCUUUUUUUUUUGCAUUACUGGAGCUGUUCGAAGGCGUUGGAUAAAUUGUAAAAUUAAACAGAUGUAAAUUUGUA